GCCAAGAACUCCAAAGUUAAGCGUGCUUGCACGGGAGUAGUCUUGGGAUGGGUGACCCCCUGGGAAGUUUUUCAGGGCGCGCACGAGUGAGGACAAAGUGCGCGGAAAAGGCUAGUGGCGGUUUGUGAGGACAGUACUAGAGGUCAGAAGUAACUACCUCGGGGCCUACGGGUCCGGGGUGUUACACCCUCGGCCGGAGGCCGAUACCAUGGAAGCCACACCCAGUAGGGCCGUAACGAACGCCAAUGGCGCCCUCGGCUGGACAUGCCGAGGACUCCCCUCACGCACCCGGUGAGCACUAUCCUCAACUAUGCGGAAGAGCAGGACCUUUUCCCCAAGGACCCUCGGUCGGCGAGGGAGAUCUACGCCAUCCACCAAGGCGACACUUAUUGCCGUUACCACAAAAGCACCUCCCACAAUACAGACGAUUGUGUCUCGUUAAAGAAGGCUAUUGAACUCUUAAUUCAACGGGGUGAGCUCCACCAAUUCAUCAAAAAUGCCCCAAGGAAAAACACCGGGGAGAACACCGAUAAAGAAGAAGGGGACAUUGCAACAAAGAAACAUGAAAUCGGGAGACUCAGUGACGGAGAGGAGUUCGAGGAGCCCCAGCCGAAGAAGCGCCACCUCCGCUAAUCAUGUUCCUCACCUUCGGCGUUAGUCUCAUCCUUGGGCCCUCGACCUCGAGGCACAUUACCAUCCCCUCGGCCUAGAGCCCUCGGCCUUGAGCGGUGAAUCUUAACAAAGCCGUUGUCAAACAACGCACCCCUUGUAUUCCGCUUAUUUCUAUGAAUUUAAGUAAACUACAACACA
Messenger RNA from Cuscuta europaea, 810 nucleotides. The record is from the annotation of a GenBank genome assembly. Lineage: Eukaryota; Viridiplantae; Streptophyta; Magnoliopsida; Solanales; Convolvulaceae.